AUGAACGUACCCAGCAGUUUCAUUUCGGCGCCUCCAGAACUUUCCUGGAAAUCCGUUGUUACCGCCACGAUUCUGCGGGGCGUUGGUGUGCGGCACACACGGCACACGUGCUUGCCAUUGUUGCUUGUCUUUCCCAUCCCCACUGGCACCGUCAACGUUUACUUAAGGAACUGCUGUGGGCUGCUCAAACUUGUGCUGAAUCUGGAAGCUGGGGUGUGUGUUCGCAGGUGUGCGGGACAGGUGGAGGCACACAUGCCGAGGGGGGGCGGCGGGGCUGGCUCCAGCUCGGGCUCAAAAGGGGCCGCGCCAUUAGGCAAACAAGAUGCCUUCAACGAAGCGCAAACGGCCAUGAGGGCGCAGGUCAUCGGGCCCUUCGAGAACCAUGGGCAGUGCAAGCUGAGCAUGGUGAACGUGACCGCCACCGCCGACAUGAAGUGCACGAUCGACCUGAAGACGGUCGUGAUGAGGGCACGCAAUGCCGAAUACAACCCCAAGCGCUUCUCGGCCUGCAUCAUCCGUCUGAUUAACAAGAACGAGCCAAAGGCGACGGCGUUGGUGUUCAAGACGGGCAAGGUGGUGGUGACGGGGUCGAGGAGCAACGCUUCGGUAGACUACGCGUGCAAGACGUUCGCUCGGAUCCUUAGCAAACUCGACAACGGCAGCGGCGGACCAUCGCACAAGAUUAACUUCGACCUCGAGAGAGACCGGCGGGUCCAGAACAUGGUGGCAACGACGGACGUGGGGUUUCCGAUUCGCCUGGAAGGCUUGGUGGCGUCGAACCAAGGGUGCUUCUGCAACUACGAACCCGAGCUGUUUCCGGGGCUGAUUUACCGCAUGAAAGAUCCCAAGAUAUGCUUCCUCAUCUUCGUUUCGGGAAAGGUGGUGCUGACGGGGGCUAAGAGCGCCCAACAGCUCGAGGAUGGCUUCAAAAAGAUGUACCCUACGCUGUGCCAAUUCAAGAAAGCCACUGUCCUCUUGCAGACCUCGGCUACUGCUCGUACCGCAAAUGCAGCUGCUUCUGCUUCUGCGUCCACUGACUCGUCCUCCGAACCAGCGCGAAAAAAGACCAAGACAUAGCAAUCAUG
Messenger RNA from Ectocarpus siliculosus, 1085 nucleotides. NCBI's taxonomy places the organism in Eukaryota, Phaeophyceae, Ectocarpales, Ectocarpaceae. The record is from the annotation of a GenBank genome assembly.